Molecule: messenger RNA, 1491 nt
Organism: Candidozyma duobushaemuli
Lineage: Eukaryota; Fungi; Ascomycota; Pichiomycetes; Serinales; Metschnikowiaceae
Exons: 1
Coding region: 1-1491 (496 amino acids)
Molecular function (GO): monoacylglycerol lipase activity
Source: RefSeq, a predicted model, not a curated record
AUGGAUUACCACCUUGUCGUGCUAGUGCACGGAAUAUGGGGAAACUCGUCCCACAUGCUGUAUCUUGCUGAGCAGAUCCAGCGACACACAAAAGCCCACGAGUCCAUUGUGGUUUACAAGACAGGCUCGCAUCUGGGGUACAAGACGUAUGAUGGUAUAGACGUGAAUGGUAAGAGGGUUGCCGACGAGAUCUUUGCGGAGACGUCGCGUCUCAAUGACCAGGGUGGCAAAGUUACGAAAAUCUCGGUCAUUGGCUACUCUUUGGGCGGGUUGAUGGCGCGGUACGCUUUGGGCAUUCUCUACCACCACAAGUACUUUGAGCAGGUGCAACCAGUUCACUUUGUCACGUUUUGUACGCCCCACGUUGGCAUCAACAACAUCAGUCUGUCGCUUUCGUCCAAGAUCUUCAAUUUUAUAGCGCCCUAUGUGUUGGUGUACACGGGCCACCAGAUGUUCUUGAACGAUAAGACCGCCACGGUGGGAAACGACGAUAAGUUGCCCUUGCUUGUGUGGAUGGCCGAUUCAAAACUGCCCUUCUACAAGGCGUUGGCUUCGUUCCAGCACCGGUCGCUCUACGGCAAUGCCAUCAACGACCGCAGAACCAGCUGGUACACCACCUUCAUCUCCAACGUUGACCCCUUCAACGCCAUGGUCAACGAGUCGCUCAGUGCCUACAAUUUGGAGUACGUCAAGGGCUACGAGCCCAACGUCAUUGACUUCACGCGGUCCAUCUCGUUCAGCAAGAUCGAGAGGCCUAUCAAGAAACGAACUCUUAAUCCAUUGCGCUGGCUCUACAAGAUCUUUGUCUGGACCAAGAUUGUGGCGUCUCUUAUUGUCACCAUGCCUAUCUACUCCAUCUACCUCCUCGGCAACGCCAUCUGGCAGCGAGUGCAGCUCAAUAGAAGACUCCGCAACUUCUACAAGGAGAGCCCCAACAGCCUCUCUGUGUUGUACGAUUUGGUGGACAACGACUAUGACCUCGAGAAGGGUCCCAAGUUGACGAAAUCCGAGUUCCAGGAGAUGCAGAAACCCGACCUGGACCACGAGGAGACGUAUUUCGAGGCCAUCGAGGAGAGGAUCCACGACAGAGCUGAGCUUUUCGUCGACUCGAUCUUCAAGGCCGUCAACAGCGCCAGCUACUACGACUACCACUACAGUGUUUCCAAGAAAACGCCAUCUUCCUCAAAACCCGCUUCCUCAAAACCCACAUCAGACGAUAAUUCGACCAACGAGGAAAGCAAGCUUCUUCCAAAGCCCGGGUUGGUAAACCUCAAGGGUAAGGCGGUGAAGAACGAUUUCAAGUUGAAGUUCGACUGGAGGCAGGAGAAGAUUGUGGAGGGAUUGAACACGCUUCAGUGGAACAAGUUCCCAGUGAUCAUCCGUAACACCAAGGCGACGCAUGCGGCUGUGAUCCAUCGUCAUAAUGACCCUAACUUCGGCGAAGGCAAGGUCGUCGUGCGCCACUUUAUCGAGCAGGUAUUCAAGGUAUAG